Rosa rugosa (rugosa rose) is the source of this 2497-nucleotide messenger RNA. Its product is annotated as topless-related protein 4-like. The transcript has 6 exons. Gene Ontology annotation, biological process: regulation of DNA-templated transcription. The record is from RefSeq and is a predicted model, not a curated record. Bases 451 to 855 code for a protein of 134 amino acids. Lineage: Eukaryota; Viridiplantae; Streptophyta; Magnoliopsida; Rosales; Rosaceae.
GUUUGUCUUCGUGUCUCAUACUAUGUUGGGUGGGCAUAUCUGUCUUUCGGCAAUGGAAGGGGACGACGAAAGGACCUUGUCCUGCUUUUUCUUCUGCAAUUUCAGGUUGUUCUUGGUGUUUGGCACUAUGUCGGCUGGGCAUAUGUAUCUUUGCGGAGUUGAAGACGUCGUGGUGGGGUUUAGAAAGACAAACAACAAAGCUGAUCUGUACUAUUCGGAAAGCCUCCAUCCAAAUCAAGGUUCACUGUGAGUCGGUGAUCAAGAACAAGAACAGUGACAACUCGGCUAUUCUCAUGUGGGACAAAUAAAGAAGGGGAUUCAUACUUGGUGGAGUGGAAUGAAAGUGAAGGAGCUGUAAAGCGUACCUAUCAUGGUCUUGGGAAGCGGACUGUUGGGGUUGUGCAGUUUGAUACCACCAAGAAUUGAUUCUUGGCUACUGGUGAUGAGUUCAUGGUUAAAUUAUGGGACAUGGACAAUGUUAACCUUUUGACAAGUACAGAUGCAGAUGGUGGACUGCCGGCUUCUCCUUCUAUUAGAUUUAACAAAGAAGGAAUACUGUUAGCUGUCUCAACAAAUGACAAUGGUAUUAAAAUCCUAGCAAAUUCAGAUGGAAUUAGGUUGCUGAGAACAGUGGAUGCUUCCAGAGCUGCUUCUGUGGCUGUUGUGAAGGCCUCAGCAAUAGGAACAUUUGGAUCGUCUAACAUUACUGUUGGAACAGGCAUUGGAGAUCGAGCAGCUCCAGUGCCAGCCAUGGUUGGACUGAUCAACGGCAUCCUUUCGCUACAAAAUGUUGAAUCAACUAGCAUAAAGCACAACAGAAGAGCAUGUGACUGCUGCAAGAACAGAACAUAUUGAAGUUUCAUAACAUACUUACAGAACCAGUAUUUGCAGGAAAUAUAAGGAAAAAGAGCAACGACAGCAGCAGCAUCACAUGCAUUAUGGAGAAGGAAACCACUAUAUUGAAGGCUGAAGAGCUCAAUAAGAAGCAUCAACAAGUUGAUCAUAUUGAAUUGAUACAUUAGAUCCCUGGCAGCGGACAAGUUCAUGAACUUUUGAAAGCUACUUCAGACCCAUCUGCCAAUGUUCUCGACAUCGUGCUUUACUUUUCAAGGGUAGAUGUUGGUUAUCAUAAGUGAUAGUGUCUUCAGGCGGUACUUUUUUGUUAUGCUUGAUGUCUUUUGGCUGUCCCAUAUACUGAAAUCUUAGGCCAUUUUGAUAUGUGCUACCAUGAUUUAGGGAUAAAACCUUGAACUUAAGUACAUAGCAGUUUAGACAAACAAUUUUUUUCGUAUGCAGCAAAAGAAAUAACUAAGAAAUUGAAAUUCUUACUUUUUCAAGAAAUUUCUAUUUCAGCAGAUAUUAAGUUUAUAGGCCUAACGGAAAGAUUAGGGGUAUUUCAGCAGAGAUAAAAUCGCACCACCAGCGGGAAGAGGUAAUUGAUAAUCAUUCUCUGAGAUUAUGAGUUCUCUUGGUUCAAGCAUCGAAAUGUCAGAGUCUAAGUUCAAGAAUGUAACUUUUUUGAUAAUUUCAGGACGACAAAGUACUAGAUGAAGAAAUUGAAGAGGACGAGAUGUUCUGGAAUCAGGAGGCUCUUAAAGAGGAGGAAGAAGAUGAUAACUAUGAAGUGGAGCUGAAGUUGCUGAUGUGUUUGAUAAUGACUUUAUUAAAGAUGUGAGUUCUCUUCUAACAGGGCUCAAAUUGUUUACUUUAAUUUCAAGUUUUCUAGCAUUUUAGAGGAAAUGUGUGAGUUUAAAUUACCUCUAUCGAUUUGUUUGUGCAAUUGAUUGGGAACUAAGCUGUGAUUAUUUUGAGUUGACGUCGACAGAUCUUUGUAUUUCCUUUGAUUAUGUAUUUUACAAACUUAAUAAUUAAUACCUGAAGUCACCAACUGGUGUAUAAGAAAUUAUGCUGAUUUUGGGGUUUUACUAAUUUUGAAUCAAUUUGGCACCUUAAAAAAACAAAUGGUGAGCAAUGUUCAAUUAGCAUUUUAAUUAGUACUUGGAAAUUGGAAGUACAGAAUAUCUUUUGCAAGGCUAUAGAUUGUGUUAAUAUUAAUUAUAGUUGGCUUAAGACUAUCAGUUCCUAAGCUGGAUUGAGCGAUGCUGUGAUUUGGUGUUGAAGCAUCUUUCAGUCAUGCAGAAACAAAGGUAUGUUGCUACUCUCUUAAUACACUAUUUGUCUCUGUCUCACUAAAUGUACUAAUACAUAUUAUGACUUUUCCAGAUGCUGAUGAAAAAAGUUGAUGCAUUGAUGAAAGCCAUGGAGCGGAGUCUAUGAAAAUAAAGAGAAAAGCCGUAGCUAAAGAUAAAGAAGCUGCAGCAGCCAAGGUGAAUGCUAACAAAAAACUCAUCUAAGAGGUUGUAAUUACUUUUCAACAGCCUCAAUACCAUUCUUUCCUUUUGUAUUUUGCUUCUGUAGCAGCAUCCCUUUCAAAUAUUAAAAUUUUGAUUGACUUCUAAUUGCUGGGGGUAACAAAAGCAUCUUGAAUGUUUGCUUA